Molecule: messenger RNA, 4609 nt
Organism: Engraulis encrasicolus (European anchovy)
Lineage: Eukaryota; Metazoa; Chordata; Actinopteri; Clupeiformes; Engraulidae
Product: protein HIRA
Exons: 25
Coding region: 220-3321 (1033 amino acids)
Biological process (GO): chromatin remodeling; regulation of DNA-templated transcription; DNA-templated transcription
Cellular component (GO): chromatin; nucleus; HIR complex
Molecular function (GO): protein binding; nucleosome binding
Source: RefSeq, a predicted model, not a curated record
UGUGUGAGGAGGAACUGGGAAAGAGCGGAUACUUCCUGUGCUGCUGCUGCUGCUGCUGCGGCUACUGACCUAGAGAUGCGCGAAGAGGGUGAGAAAUGGAGUUUCACUGAAGAAUAAAGUAACGGACGAGACUUCAAACCCCAAAAGGGCACAGGGAAGAGCUUCGGUUUACACCGAAUCGACUUGUGAACGAGAGUGUUUUCAAGCGAUUGGCUUGAAAUGAAGCUGUUGAAGCCAAGUUGGGUCAGUCACAAUGGAAAGCCAAUAUUUUCAGUCGAUAUCCAUCCAGAUGGAACCAAGUUUGCUACAGGCGGCCAAGGGGAAGACUCGGGCAAGGUGGUUAUUUGGAACAUGGCACCAGUGCUACGAGAGGAGGACGAGAAGAAUGAGAACAUUCCCAAGCUGCUCUGUCAGAUGGACAAUCAUCUAGCGUGCGUGAAUUGUGUCCGCUGGUCGAACAAUGGCCUCUACCUCGCCUCAGGUGGAGAUGACAAACUAGUUAUGGUUUGGAAGCGGGCAGCGUUCAUCGGUCCCAGUACUGUCUUUGGAUCGAGCAGUAAACUGGCUAACGUGGAGCAGUGGAGAUGCGUGACCAUUCUGAGGAACCAUACAGGAGACGUCAUGGAUGUGGCCUGGUCCCCGCAUGAUGUGUGGCUGGCUACGUGCAGUGUGGAUAACACCAUUGUUAUCUGGAAUGCACGCAAAUUUCCCGAGAUGGUCACGUCCCUGAAGGGUCACACGAGCCUGGUGAAGGGGCUGACGUGGGACCCGGUGGGGAAGUACAUCGCCUCGCAGGGAGACGACCGCAGCCUUAAAGUCUGGAGGACCAUGGACUGGCAACUGGAGACCAAUAUCACCAAGCCCUUCAACGAGUGUGGCGGGACCACUCACGUGUUGCGUCUGAGCUGGUCUCCUGACGGGCAGUACCUGGUGUCGGCCCACGCCAUGAACAACUCGGGCCCCACCGCCCAGAUCAUCGAGAGGGACGGCUGGAAGACCAACAUGGACUUUGUCGGCCACCGCAAGGCCGUCACUGUGGUGAAAUUCAACCCCAAGAUCUUUAAAAAGAAACAGAAGAACGGCAGCUCUCAGAAAGGCAACGGACCCUACUGCUGCUGUGCAGUAGGAAGCAAGGACCGCUCCCUCUCUGUUUGGUUGACAUCGCUGAAGCGGCCCUUGGUUGUGAUCCAUGACCUGUUUGACAAGUCCAUCAUGGAUAUCACAUGGACACUGAAUGGCAUGGGGAUCCUGGUGUGCUCCAUGGACGGCACUGUAGCCUUCCUGGACUUCAGCCUGGACGAGCUGGGAGACCCCCUGAAUGAAGAGGAGAAGAACUCCAUUCAUCAGAACAUCUAUGGCAAGAGCCUGGCCAUCACCAACGUGGAAGCCCAGCUCUCCACCACCAUCAUCGAGAACCCAGAGAUGCUCAAGUACCAGCCCGACAGGCAGGGCUCCGAGCGGGUCGGCGCCAUGCCCAACGUGGGCCACGAGAACCAGACGCAUAAACUCACCAACGUGGUCAACGGGGAGUCCCUGGAAGACAUCCGCAAGAACUUGCUGAAGAAGCAGGUGGAGACCAGGACAGCAGAUGGCCGACGCAGGAUCACCCCCCUCUGCAUCGCACAGCUCGACACCGGGGAUUUCUCCCCUGCACUGUUCAAUAGCACGCCCAUCCUGCCGGGCUCCUCCAUGUCCAGUCAGCUGACGCUGCAGCUGUCGUCCGAGUCCAACGCCUCCAACUCGCUGGGCCUGCGGCCCCUGCAGGACACCUCGCCAGGCAAGGCCUCAGAGGACAACAAGGACGGUGCCAACCCAUCCGCCAACGCCAUGGGCAUGAAGAACAGUCUGUCAGCCAAGAUGGAGCCCAUGAAGGCGUUGGACUCCAGGUUCACAGAGAGGUCAAAGGUCACACCUGGCAUGGCUGCCACGGCGAUGACCCCCAUGGGCAUGUCCUCUCUAGACAGAGCCAAAGAGAGCAGCACUUUGAAGGAGGCCAAGCUGAAGGAUGAUACGAGCAGCGACAGCGAGGAGAAGAUGGUGGUAGCCAAGGCGACGUUCCCCUCGGCAGGGCCCAAGAGGAAGAGCGAGGCCACGAUGAUGAUGACGAUGGACGGAGUCGAGGUGGUGGAGAAGAGGAAGAAGGGACGGCCGCCCAAGAAAGACACCAGCAAGCUGCUCAUGCCCCUCGCGCCCUUCCCACAGCUUCCAGUACCAGUGGAGAAGGAGCCAAUCAGAGCAACACCAGCACCAGCAGCAGCAGUAGUAGCAGCCACCUCAGCAGCGCUAGUGGCCCAGCCUGCACUGCAGAUGAAACUACCCACCCCACAAGCACAGAAGUCCUUCACCUAUCAGGUGAGUGCGGACCCGUCGGUGUUCCUGGAGGUGGAGAACGAGGUGUCGUCGGUGGCCGGGGCGCGGCUUAGCCAGCUGCGCUGCAACCGGGACGGCCGGGAGUGGGACAGCAUCCUGCCCAGCCGCAUCCUCCUGGCAUCAGGCAGCCUUGAGGUGGUAGCGGUGGCGUGUGAUGACCGUACCCUGUCUGUCUUCUCUGCGUGCGGCCGUCGUCUGAUCCCCUCCAUCCUGUUGCCGGCACCUGUCUCCACCCUGCACUGCUCCAAGUACUUUGUCAUGGUGCUUACGGCUGCUGCGACGCUGUCCGUAUGGGAUGUGCAGAAGCAGAUGGCGCUUGUCAAGAAUGAAUCGCUCCACACCGUCCUCUCAGGCACAGCCAUCAGCGUGACCCAAUCCCUGCUCACUCCUCAGGGAGUGCCCGUCAUCGGCCUGUCCAAUGGGAAGUCUUACUGUUUCAGCGCCGCCUUAGAGACCUGGAACCUGAUAGCGGACAAGCAGGACUCGCUGCUGCAGGGUGCUGACUUCAGGAACUGCCUGACGUCCCAGGAUGCACUCUGCUCCACCGGCCCCCUGGCCAUCAUGCAGGGCCCCAGCAUCAGUGCGGGUCGGUUGGCGUCGCGGCUGUCCGCCACCCCUCACCACCUGCAGCAGGGCAUGACGCUGGCCUUCCUGGAGAACCAGCUGGCCUCCGCCCUCACGCUCGCCUCCGCGCCCGAGUACCGCCACUGGCUCAUCAUAUACACGCGCUUCCUCGUCAACGAGGGUUAUGAACAGCGGUUGCGUGAGCUGUGUAAAGACCUUCUGGGACCGGUACACAAGUCCACCCACACCUCCUGGGACUCCACUAUUCUGGGCCUGCGUAAGAGGGAUCUGCUGCUGGAAGUUCUCCCGGUCAUCGGGCAGAACCUGCGGUUCCAGCGCCUCUUCACAGAGUACCAGGACCAGCUGGAGAUGCUACGGAACAAAUAGCACCUUUCCUUGGUGUGGUUCUCUUAUCGACGGGCGGUUCUCUUCAGUGGGUUACUGUAUGUGUUUUGGGUUGGGGGGAGUGGAUUGGGGAGAAAGAUGGCUGUCUGUCUUUUGUUGUUGUCCUCUUUUGCAUUUGGCGGUCUGGGCCACUGGGCCAACUUUGGUCAUCAGGCUGCCUGCGUUAUGGUGCUCUCUCUCUCUCUCCUGGGACACGUGCCUCUCUCCACUCACCCCCUUCCAUCCCUCCCCGGUUCCCCCAUACCCCCCACGUCAGACUCUCCAUCCCCUUAGCUCCCCCCAAAGGAAAGCACUGUCCAUAGGACGGCCGUUGAAUUGAAUUAAUUUUCUGUAAAAGUCAAUAAUGAUGCUAUUAUUAUUAUUGUUAAUGAUGACAAUGAUUUAAUGAUGAUUAUGAUGAUAAUGAUGACAAUACUAAACUUAAUGGUCUUUUUUUUCUCCUUGUAUUUUACUGUCAAUGAAAAAUGUGUACAAACGAAUGAAUGAAUGAAUGAAUGAAUGAAUGAAGUGGUGCCAAUGAUGUAUAGAAUGACCUGAGGAGAUCCCAUGUACAAGUUGUCAUGAGUGGACUCUCAGACCCCCACCCCACCCCACCCCAUCCCCCCAAAAAAAGAAUCUCCACAUGUUGCCCCUUAAACCAAAAUCUCCUUCAUACAACUCUGUCGCCUCGACCACACCCAACCCCCAAUCCCCCCAGACCAGCACCCCACCCACACAGACUGCGACUCUGAUCACAUCUUCAAUGACGUGCCCUACAGGCGGUUGGAAACGCCUGUCUGGCGACAAGACAUGUGACCGAUAACAGGCUUGCGCAUGAAAACGAGGUUGGCUUGGAGAUGAAGCAAGAAGAAGUUUUGAACUGAAUCGCCUGCUGCUUUGGCAACAAAAAAAAAGAUUAUCCCCUCUUCCACCCCUUUUCAGGAAAGGGAAGAGGGCGUAAAGCACUAUGAUGGGACACUGUCGGACUCUCAUGAUUGACGGCACUAAAAAGGGGGGUGGGGAGAUGUGGUUGGGUGGAGGAAGAGGAGGAGAAAAAGGAGGGCAGACGUGUUUCCCUGUGCCCUUCUCGCCACUCUUAAGCCCCCUCUGCUCUUUGUACAGCUUCUCUCUGUUAGACAUUUGUAAAUGUUUGUAUAAGACCCUUUUUUUCCAUGUUUUUUCUUUUUUUUUCUUUGUUGUUUGUUUUUUUUUCUUUGUGUUUUUCAAGUUUUUCUAUGAAAUUGGGGCAAAGCUGCAGUUAGGGCGGGAAAAAAAUAAACAAUUGACUAAU